UUUUGUAUAAAAAAAAUUAUAGUUUUCUUCCAUCAAAAUUAACUCGUGUUUUACAUGGUGCAACACCAAUUUUGACGAAUCAUUUGCUAAUUGCUGACUCAAAUAAAAAACAUCAAAAUAAAAUUAAUUUACAAGGAGCAAUGUUAGAUAAGAUUAGACGUAAUGAUCAAAAGGUCCGUCCAUGUGAGCCAAAAUCUAAAAUGUGUGAAAUGACGUUGACAAAUUCUUUGCUCAACAACAUAAAGAUUUUAAAUCAAGUUGAUUUGGGAUUUAUCACAGCAAUAACUGAAUUGAAUGAUACACUAUUUGUGAUUCUUAUUGAUCAACAUGCAAUGGAUGAAAGAAUUCGCUAUGAAAGUCUUCUUCGAGAUUACAGAAAUUCUAAAAAUAUCUUCAAAUCAAUGCGUCUCAAUCGACCAAUUGAAAUUUCGAAAGUUUCUCUUUCAAUUGUUAGCUUAGUUGUGAACAACAGAUCACAACUUUUUGAUUAUGGAAUAAAUGCUGUCAAAAAAAAUGACUGUACAAUAAUUAUAUCAACAAUACCAAAGUGUCUUGGUCGAAUUAGAAAUAUUGAGAAUUUAACAAGACAUUUGGAGAAUUUACUCAACGAAAUUUCAGAGUUUGUAGUUAAAGAUGUUAAUGUUACAACAAUACCCAUUACUAUUCAUAAUGCAAUAGCAUCAGAGGCAUGUCAUGGUGCUAUUAAAUUUGGUGACACUUUGGAUUUGGCCACAUCUCAAGCAUUGAUAAAUCAAUGGAUUUUAACUGACAUGCCAAAUCGAUGUGCUCAUGGACGUCCAGUAAUUAUUCCUCUUAUGCAAGUAAAUUUAUAAAGAUUA
Molecule: messenger RNA, 839 nt
Organism: Aphidius gifuensis
Lineage: Eukaryota; Metazoa; Arthropoda; Insecta; Hymenoptera; Braconidae
Product: DNA mismatch repair protein Mlh3-like
Exons: 5
Coding region: 141-833 (230 amino acids)
Biological process (GO): mismatch repair
Cellular component (GO): mismatch repair complex
Molecular function (GO): ATP-dependent DNA damage sensor activity; ATP binding; ATP hydrolysis activity
Source: RefSeq, a predicted model, not a curated record